CUCUUGUCAGAGAGCUGUCAAACACGCGCAUCGUGCGGUUCGGACAACACGUGCGAUUUAGUUUCAGUAAAUAAAAGCUAUUUGUGCCACGCAAAAUGAAGGUAAAAGCAGCUAAAAAGGAAAAAUUGGUCGGGCAAGGACUGCUGCCGAUAAAGAAAACGAAAACAGACAUUCAAAAAGCUAAGAAAUUAAAGGGAGCAUUGAAACAAUCGACGGCCAAAGUUGCGGCUGCCAAUGGCGCUUCAGCGAAGCUACCCGGAAAGCGUGUAUUUUCUUUGAAGCUACGGCCCGAAAAAGCUAAACAACAGAAACCUGCCGCUGGGAAGAAAGAUGGUCAAGAAAAAGCUAAACAACAGAAACCUGCCGCUGGGAAGAAAGAUGGUCAAGAAAAAUCACCCCGGAGGAAGAAUCGUUCCAAAGCAGCAAAGAAGCAAAAGAAACAGAAAGCUGCAGCGGCGAACCAAAAACAAACCGUGCCUGAAAUGAGUGAGGCAAAGAAGGCUAAAAAGGAAGCGGCAAAGUUGAUUAAUAAAAUAAAGAAGGAGGAACGAAAACUAGGUGGUAAAUUACCGAAGAAAUCCACCGAAGAAACGUUGGCGCUCGUACCGGAAGAGCUGAUUUCGAAGGAAGCGUUUAAGCAGAUUUACGAAACCUUCCACAAAAAGGGUGACGAGAAGGGAAACAGACUGUUCGGAGACGAUUUGAAGUAUAGUAUGCAGAUUAUUAGCGUAAAGGUGCCACGGUGUCCAUUAAGGAUUUGUCGAAUCACCUAUCCCCAUUCAAUGCUUCGUCAAGAGGAUGAAAUUUGUCUGAUUGUGAAGGAUCUGACCCGCGGUCGUAGUGUCGACUACACGCCUACGUUGCACGAGUGGGAGGAUAAGCUGAAAGGGUUGGAAAUUGGCCACAAGGUGCAGAUCAUUCCGUUUCAGCAACUGAAACGCGAUUACGGUGCGUACGAGAUGAAACGCAAGCUAGCACAACGCUACGAACGUUUCCUGGCCGAUGCACGCAUCAGUGGCCAUGUGUUCGCCUUCCUGGGGUCUCAGUUUACAAGGCGUUGUAAAACUCCUAUAAGUGUCAACCUGGAAAAUGAAGCAGACAUCAAGGAAGUUAUAGAGAAGGCAUUGUACAUGCAGUCUUACCAACAGGGAAACAAGGGAAGAACGACGGAAAUUAAAUUUGCCGCACACUGGAUGCCGGUGGAGCAUGCGGUUGAGAAUGGAAUGGCGCUGCUGGAGAAACUCAAGACCGUCUAUCCGGGUGGUUGGUUGAACAUUCAAACGAUUAACAUAGCAACCGCCACUGAAAAGUCUGAGUCGUUGCCGAUCCACAUCAGUACGGUCGAUCCCAAUUUGGUGCCGGUGCCGGUGGUGACUGGUACGCGCGAAAAGUUCAUCAAAAAACAGCAACAGUUACUGAAGAAGCGCACCGGUGGUAAGUAUGAGGUGACCAAGGAUGGUGUCGUACGGAUGGCGCGCACACCGAAACGGUACGGUGCGGCAAACAAUGGGAAAGAAUCGGACGUUGAGCUGGACGAUUCAGAACUGGAAGAGGACAAUAACUUUUUGCCUUACGAUGAUGAACCACGACGACAGCCUCGUAAAGGCCGUGCUCCUCGUGGUAAUCGUCAUCGUAAUGUUCGAGGUCCGAAGAUGCGAGUAAAGUAAUCUGAUUUCCUAUUUUUCAAUAAAGUUACACGAUACCAUCCCAA
This is a messenger RNA of Anopheles funestus (African malaria mosquito), 1711 nucleotides long. RefSeq names its product ribosomal L1 domain-containing protein CG13096-like. The record is from RefSeq and is a predicted model, not a curated record. Bases 96 to 1667 code for a protein of 523 amino acids. Lineage: Eukaryota; Metazoa; Arthropoda; Insecta; Diptera; Culicidae. The transcript has 2 exons.